GACAUUUUCAUUCAUGAAAUAAUAUUGAUACAAACGAUUGUGCCACAGAUGUCGAAUACCUUAAAAUAAUUACUGUGAUCUUUACAGUAUUUAAGAGAACGACCUACGAACGGAAAAAUGCCAGACACAGCCGAGGAGGACAUGGGAAUGUCCGUUCGUUUAACGAACGAUGACUUCCGUAAGUUAUUGAUGACCCCAAGGGCAUCUGUUCCAUCGGCCACACCAGCGUCUGUACCUGGAACUGCUAGAGAUGCCAGUGCAAAAACUGCACAGACUCCCAAUGUCAGCGGUGGCAGUCGAGCAGAGCUCAGGAGAAAAAAGAAGAGCUUCUAUGCCAAGCUGAAAAAGCAGGAGGAAGAUAAGAUGGCAGAAUUGGCAGAAAAGUAUAGAGACAGAGCAAGAGAACGUAGGGACGGUACGAAUCAAGAUUACCAAGCUGAGGAUCCAAUGAACAGCGCCAGUGCGUACAGAGCUGUGGCACCAGACUUGAAGUCAGGAAUGGAUGCUGCUGAACGUAGACGGCAAAUGAUCCAACAGUCCAAAUUCUUGGGUGGAGACAUGGAGCACACUCACUUGGUGAAAGGGCUAGAUUAUGCUCUCCUGCAGAAGGUACGUAGCGAAAUCGAGGCAAAGGAGCACGAACAGGAGCAAGAGAUGGAGAAGCUGGUGAAGCCAAAGGAGAAAGUGAAGGAGAAAAAGGAGGUGGAGAAGAAAGAUGAUGAAAUGCAAUUUAAGACCAAAAUCGCCCGCAAUGUUUACAAGACUGUUAUGACCAUGAAGUCCAAGACAAUAGAAAGGAACGAACUAUUCACGCCUGGUCGCAUGGCUUACGUAAUAGAACUGGAUGACGAGAACACGGAUGUAGAUAUACCGACCACUUUGAUCAGAAGUAAAGCAGACGUACCUACGAUAGACAACACGCCGACCUUAACGACAAACGACAUAGUAAUAAACAAACUGGCGCAGAUAUUGUCGUACCUGCGGCAAGGUAACCGUCACGGGAAGAAAGGAAAGAAGAAUAAAGACGGCAGAUCCAGGCCUGAUGAUAUGAAUGACAUGGACAUCGCGCCAAGACCACAGGACGAGAGUAUUUAUGGUGAUAUCGGGGACUAUGUUCCUGCGAUCGGGAAGAAGGACCAGAAUCAGUCUAGAGAGAAAAAGAAGGCGUCCUACUUUGACAAGCCAGAAAGUGGUUUGGACGCAGAUGACAAAGCAAAUGCUCCACAAUUGCCUAGCGUUGCGUCCUCUAGUGUAGACGUCAAUGCUCCCAAGAAAGGAGCUCUCCUUAACAAGUUGGCCGCCGAGCCGGAAGGCUACGCGGAAUGUUACCCCGGUCUGGACGAAAUGCAGGACGCCAUUGACGAUUCCGACGACGAGGUCGAUUACACCAAGAUGGACCUUGGUAAUAAAAAAGGCCCAAUCGGUCGAUGGGACUUCGAUACGCCGGAGGAGUACAGCGAAUACAUGAACAAUAAAGAAGCGUUGCCGAAAGCGGCGUUUCAGUACGGUGUAAAGAUGGCCGACGGUAGAAGAACGAGGAAGUACAAUAAAGAGAAGAACGAGAAAGCAGAGUUGGACAGAGAAUGGCAGAAGAUUCAGAAUAUUAUGAACAAGAGGAAACCGACCAACGUGAUGGACGGUGGAUCGGAAUUUAAAGUACCUAGAUACUAAAUAAUCUAAUAUAAUUUUCUGUACACUUACUUACAGUUAAUUCUACUUUAUUAACGUAUAUGCUAUUGUAUAAAAACACAAUUUUUCCUCUACCUUGUCCCCUCUAUAUAAAUUGGUAAUGUAAUAAAACAAAAUUUAUUAUUUUUAAGA
Dufourea novaeangliae is the source of this 1821-nucleotide messenger RNA. It is a transcript of the gene beag, whose product is annotated as protein Red. Lineage: Eukaryota; Metazoa; Arthropoda; Insecta; Hymenoptera; Halictidae. Gene Ontology annotation, biological process: mRNA splicing, via spliceosome. The coding region runs from base 118 to 1671 and encodes 517 amino acids. Gene Ontology annotation, cellular component: nucleus. The record is from RefSeq and is a predicted model, not a curated record. The transcript has 3 exons.